AUGCCGGGCAAAACACCCUCGCGCAACGGGAAGGAGCCCCUCGAGAACGGCGUCCGCAAAGACGAGACCAAGGACGCCAAGAACAAGAGCAAGAAGGCGGCAAAGGACGGUGACGAGGAGAUGACUGUUGUCGUUCCCCCCUCAAAGAAGGCUGCUGCUGCAGCUGGUGAUGCCGAUGGUGACGUUGAGAUGGGCGAUGAGAACAAGGAUGACGCAGAAAUCAAGGUCGACCCGGUGGUGCAGGCUGUAGCAGAUAUCAAGAGCAAUUUUGCUCUGCUAGACCGUGCCGUUGUCCUCUUCGAUGCCAGAUUUACCCUCCGGGCCCUGCGAUCAAUCUCAACCAUUCGUAAGCGUCUGACGCCCGACAUUAUCGCCCAGGUCAUCGUCGAGACCUUCCCCGCGACCGUCACCUCUGGAAAUGUUGCCAAGCAGCUUCUGAUUGCUAUCGGUCGUGAAAACGUUCCCCUGGGCCGCUCCAGUGGCCAGGAGAUGGAGGUUGACACCGAGCCCGCGAAGACGACCAAGAACGGCCAGAAGAAGGAGGCAAAGGAGACCAUCCCGGAGAUUGACAUCUUCCUCGGUAUCCUGGUCCAGGUAUACCUCUACGACUCGAAGCAGCACCAGCGUGGAGUCGACUUCUCCAAGCAGCUGACCGACCGCAUCCACACCCUCAACCGCCGCACAUUAGACUCCCUCUCCGCCAAGGUCUACUUCUACUAUUCCAUGUUCUGCGAGAGCCUCGCUCCUCAGCACCCUUCUCCUCAGUCUCCGGUUGUGGCUAUCCGGCCCACUCUGCUGGCUGCUCUGCGCACUGCGGUGCUCCGCAAGGACAUUGACACGCAAGCAUCAGUCAUUGUGUUGUUGCUUCGCAGCUACCUGUCCACAUCCCACAUCGCACAAGCGGAUCUCCUCGUCUCCCACACACAGUUCCCCGAGAACGCUGCCAACAACCAGGUCGCUCGCUUCCUGUACUACCUCGGCCGCAUUCGCGCCAUCCAGCUGAGAUACACUGAGGCACACGAACACCUGACGGCUGCCACGCGCAAGGCCCCCUCAAGUGCGGCCGCUGUGGGCUUCUCCCAGACCGCAACCAAGCUGUUGCUUGUCGUUGAGUUGUUGAUGGGCGAUAUCCCCGAGCGAUCCACUUUCCGCCAACCUACUCUCGAGCUGGCUCUGCACCCCUACUUCCUUCUUGUGCAAGCCGUGCGAGUGGGUAAGGUACAGAACUUCGAGACUAUUAUUGCCGACCACGCCGAUACUUUCCGCCGUGACGGCACCUACAGCCUGAUCCUCCGUCUCCGCCAAAACGUUAUCAAGACUGGUAUCCGUAUGAUGUCUCUGUCAUAUUCCCGAAUUUCCCUGCGCGACAUCUGCAUUCGUCUCGACCUCGGCAGUGAGGAGUCAGCUGAGUACAUUGUCGCCAAGGCCAUCCGCGAUGGAGUUAUCGAGGCCACCCUGGACCGUGAGCACGGUUACAUGAAGAGCAAGGAGGUCGGCGAUGUCUAUGCCACACGAGAGCCGGGUGAGGCUUUCCACGACAGAAUUCGCGCCUGCUUGGCUCUGCACGAUGAGAGUGUCAAGGCUAUGCGAUUCCCCAUGAACCAGCACCGUCUCGAGCUCAAGAACGCUCAAGAAGCGCGCGAACGCGAACGUGAGAUGGCGAAGGAGAUACAGGAGGGAGACUUGGACGAGGACGACCUCGGUGGCGAGUUCGAGGGCAUGUAA
Colletotrichum truncatum is the source of this 1725-nucleotide messenger RNA. RefSeq names its product proteasome regulatory particle subunit. Lineage: Eukaryota; Fungi; Ascomycota; Sordariomycetes; Glomerellales; Glomerellaceae. Gene Ontology annotation, molecular function: enzyme regulator activity. Gene Ontology annotation, cellular component: proteasome complex; proteasome regulatory particle, lid subcomplex. The record is from RefSeq and is a predicted model, not a curated record. Gene Ontology annotation, biological process: regulation of protein catabolic process; ubiquitin-dependent protein catabolic process.